Eleginops maclovinus (Patagonian blennie) is the source of this 5204-nucleotide messenger RNA. It is a transcript of the gene cadm3, whose product is annotated as cell adhesion molecule 3. The transcript is spliced from 11 exons. The record is from RefSeq and is a predicted model, not a curated record. Lineage: Eukaryota; Metazoa; Chordata; Actinopteri; Perciformes; Eleginopidae. The coding region runs from base 275 to 1504 and encodes 409 amino acids. Gene Ontology annotation, cellular component: presynaptic membrane.
GCUGCAGUGAACGGCAGCCGUGGAGAGAGAGACACACACACACACACACACACACACACACAGUGAGGAGGAAAAGCAAGAAAAACAAAGAGUCAGGAGAUAACAAAAGUCGAUAAAAACAGAUUGAGAGAAGGCUCCGGACAAGCUGCGCAUCAAAGGAGGGACCUUAUACCGGGGACCGUAUUUGAGACCAGCGCCAACGAACCGGAGGCGGAAUAUAACGGUGAUCCAGAGCUCCUCGGCCCUCCUGAGGAUUCAGAGAGACAGGCGGACCAUGGCCUUCCCAUCAGCCCCCUCCGCAUUAUGGAGUGUCAGCUUAUUGACAGUACUAUUCGCAGCCGCUGUCCACAGCAACAUUAUCUAUGACGACGACCCCUUGCAGCCGGUGACCUCAGAUGAAACGGUGUCCGUGGGGGGGACGGUGACACUGACCUGCCGAGUGGCCGAGAGCGAUAACUCCUCACUGCAAUGGUCCAACACCGCGCAGCAGACCCUGUACUUUGGAGAGAAGAGAGCGCUCAGAGAUAACCGCAUCCAGCUGCACCACUCCUCUCCCACCGAGCUCUCCAUCAACAUCGGAGAGGUGCAGCUGUCGGACGAAGGCGAGUACACCUGCUCCCUCUUCACCAUGCCCGUCCGCACCGCCCGAGCUACAGUCACCGUGCUAGGUGUGCCCGGCAAACCUCAGAUCUCGGGCUUUGAGAAUGCAGUGUCGGAGGGGAGCAAAGUCACCCUGACCUGCACCAGUACAGGCAGCAAACCCCCCGCCAAGCUGCGCUGGUACCGAGGAGACGAGGAGCUGCCAGGACGUCCACAGAUGGUGCAGCCGGUUCCAGACGAUCCCACGUACAACGUGAGCAGCGAGCUCACCCUGGACGUGAGCCGCGGGGACGACAACACCUUCAUCACCUGCGUCGUCAACCAUCCCUCCCUGACCCAUGGGGACAAGAGGAGCGAACAGGCUCUGGCGGUGUUGUAUUCCCCAGACGUGCAGAUCCUGCCUGAGAGCAAUCUGCCCAGAGAGGGAGAGAAGUUUUAUCUCCAGUGUUCGGGCAAUGGCAACCCCAAGCCUACCACCUUCAUGUGGGAGAAGAAGGAUGAGGAGCUCCCCCCACUGGCCAAAGUGGACGGUGCUUUCUUGCGCUUCGAGAUGCUCAACAAAUCAGACAAUGGCGUCUACCUCUGCCACGCUGACAACGGGAUAGGGAACAACCAGGGGGAGUACACUCUCCUGGUGCAAGCAGCAGACAACAUUGCAGACCCCACAGCCAUGUCGACGUCUUCGGGGGUGGACCACGCCGUGAUCGGAGGGGUGGUGGCUGUUAUCGUCUUCAUCCUGCUCUGCCUCCUCAUUGUCCUCGGCAGAUACCUCAUCAGACACAAAGGAACGUAUCUGACCCACGAGGCAAAGGGCUCGGACGACGCCCCCGACGCCGACACAGCCAUCAUCAACGCCGAGGGAGGCCACUCCGGAGCCGAGGACAAAAAGGAGUACUUCAUCUAGACAGGAGGACGGGAGCCGCAGUGAAGGAAGGAAGGAAGGGAAAUCUGGAGGACAAGGAUUAGAGGAGAUGGGAGGGGUGAAAAAACGCUUCUGUUGGAAGGAUGAUGGGAGGGGAAGAGCUGUGGGCGGGGGAAAAAAGGCGAUGAGUCUUUGCAUUGAUACAGGGAAGUGAGAUUUGCACUGACACACGGACGAACUGAAGAUACACACUCGAACAAACACACACACACGGACUUGAAUGCUCGUAGAUGCUCAGAUUAACACGCGGGAGCCUCCUACUGUACUAACACAUCAUUUCUAACACAUCCUCAACGGUCAGCGCCGCAAAAAAGCUAAAUUGUAACUCACAUUCCAACAUCCAUACCUGUCUCCUUGACAUUUAAACACAUCGUGUCCUCAUUCUCUCCAUCUAACACGUCCGCAUCCCUCUGCAAACACCCAGAGAAAUCCACUCAAGGCGGAAAUAUUACUGACAAACAUAAUCUCCCUCUCUCUCUCUCACAGUUUAAUCUUUUUACGCCAUCAAACCUUUUCCUGCAUCCUCACAAACCCCCGGUACGAGCCGUUGGAUUCCCCACAGCGCUGCACCACGAAACAUGCAACACUCAUGCAUUUCCACCUUGCGCUACCAAGCCGAGGGGCUCCAGUAUACAUAUAUAAAUAUAUAUAUAUAGAAUUAUAUAGCAUUCUUUUUACUUGACAGAAAUGUUUGGUGUGCUGUAAAUACACUCUCUCUCUACAUCUCUCUCUCUACAUCUCUCUCUCUACAUCUCUCUCUCUCUACAUCUCUCUCUUUCCAUCUCCUGUAUCUCAUACAGUCUGUUACUGCAUUACUGUAACUUAUAUACUCAAAAAAAAGCCUGCCUGUUUUUAUUACAUGCGUGGAAAUGCAGAGUCAAAACUAUCAAUAUCUGGGGGAAAAAAUACAUUCAAAUAACGACGAUGAUGUUGCGAUGAAAACUAACCUUAACUGCAAAUCUUUGUACGAGGAAUUUCAUUACUUUAUUUAUUCUGUUGAGUUUUUUGGGACUUAUGAGAGGAUUUUCUCUCGUCAGUGUCUCGGUGUGUUACUGUCAGUGUUAACAGUUUACAGUGUCUUUCGGUGUGUCGGUCCAGGAGUCCAUGCAUCUAAUCAUCUUUCUUUAAUUUCCGCACCAUUUUCUCCCUGCUUUUGUCGGCCCUCUGUUCCCAAACACUGAACUGUAGCAAAACCUCGCUUCAAAUGCAACUUCGAAAGGUGUCAAAGUGUUGGGUGGAGUUUUUUUUCCUGGAGUAUUAUGUGACCCCUGUUGUGGUCUUCCUUUCACUUGGCCCCUCUAAACUCCACCGUCCCUCCCUCUACUGCAGCAGUCUUGGCGUGGCCGCCUGACGCUAAACUCAUUGAGUCCUGACAUCAUGACUUCCUCUAAAGAGCCUGGCGGGGGCUCGCUUAGGGGAGGUGAAAAUACAAACAGGACUGCCUACAUGUAUAAUGACAAACAUCAAAACCCUUUGUGUUAUUGUUUCUUCCAAGCAAGAGUCUUUCCCUUAAAUGAGCAGUGUUUUAUUAAGGUUGGGAGUUCGCUUUGGCGCUGGCCGGCUUCACUUGGCCCGGUCGUGGAAAUUGAUUGCAAUCUAACUAAGAGGCUCCGGGCUCCAGACUGUGCACAUGGCAAGGUUUGGCUCGGUGGGCGCCCGCUGGAGUCCCGGCUGCACUUACGCUGAAGAAAGUCAUUUAGGAAACGUAAAUGUCCCCUUCUCUUUUUUUCUCCACUCGUCCAUUCCUUUUCAUUCUUUAAUCAAUCAUCUCGUCUGCGUCCUGAUCCACCUUCACCCGGUCUCUCCUCAUCACUCCUCCCACCCCUCGGCUCCCCCCCCCCCCCCCCCCCCCCCCCCCCCCCCACCUCUAAACGAUGUCCUUGCUGGUCUCUCAUUUAGGAGUCCAUAGACGUAAAGUAGAAGCAGCGUCUCUCGGUUUGCUGGCCUGCACUCAUGGCUCUCUGCAUCACUUUUUUUGGGGGGGUGUUUUGGAGAGGAAUCCAUUUGCUGUUGUCAGUCUACCAGUACACACUUAUGUUAGAUUUUUGUACAACCUUUCUUGGGAACGUUCAGGGAUUGUGCUUUUCCCUACAUUGUUGUUAUCCGCAACCUAGCUAGCUGCUUUGAAAGUGUGGCUAGUCAAUCUAUAAGCUAGCUAUACCACAAAGGAUAAUGUGAGCUGAAGCAGGGUCAGCUGUUGUGUUUUGUUUUUUCUUUCUAGAGCUCUUAUUUGUUAUUUGGGGAUCUUGUAGUAAAACUUGGCUUCAACUGUGUUCUCUUAAGACUUGUUUGGAGGUGAAACAGAUUUCUGAACACUGUUGAACCCAUGUGAAACCCUUAAACUUUUACCUGCAAUCAUGUCUGCAGACCAGAGGAUAAGCUUUGUCUCACGGAGCUUUACUGUCCACUUUGAAGAGUAAACCCCUUGAUUUGUAUUUAAACCCCCAGUCUAAUUCUGCUCUGCGAAUGGAUAAAAGGAAUACCUGCCUCAUACUCAACAAAGUGUAGUGUCUUUUAAAAACUAAUGGACCUGUAUUUGCCUGUAACUGAUCGUCCUGUCCGUCUUAGUUAAUGUGCUAGCAUGUAGCUUGCAUGAGAAAAAGGUUGUAGAUAGUGUUGGAGACAAGAAGUGCCGACAAGCAUCUCUCCUGAGACGAGUGGCGGGCUGACCUUGCUGCUGUUCUCUGAUCUGCAAACAUACGCCGUGUCCCCGGUUCAAACACCUGCACCUCCUCAACACUGCAGUCCUCUGGAUGAUCACACAUCGAUGAAGCAGGACUCGGUCUUAGGGGUUGGAUGGCGUUGAACUGGGACGUGCAGUCAGUGUAAUCCAUAUUUUACGGCGUCAGUGCAGUAAUGAACUGCUGUCACCAGAUGCCGGCAAACAGCAGCUUCUGUUCUUCAGUCAGACCAAAAUCUCCUGCCCCCCCCCCCCCCCUCCCUCACACCCCCCUCUCCAGGCAGUCGCACACUAGCUGCCAGUCAUCUUUUUAUUUUUGUAGUACGGAAAUUUUUAAAUUAUGUUUUCUAAAAAGGUGUGCAUAAUCUUACGUUGUUUUCUUUUCAGUUGGAUUGAUAAUCAUUUUUAGUCUUUUCCCCCAAAUCUUGGGUGUUAGUUAUUCGCAUUUUAUUGUUUCAACAACCAUUUUUACUUUAAUUUGAUGUAUAUAGCGUUGCCUUUACUGGAUACUCUUACAAGCGCACCCAUACACACUUUUCACUUUGGGUUCAUGCACAUCCACACACAUAUCUGGAUAUGCACGGCAGGCAUGGUUUCUGUGACUCUGGUGUAUUUGUGCAUAUGUGUGUGUAUGUGUGUUUGUGUAUGAGUGUGAGGUGUGUAGUAUUUGACCCAAACAGACUCCGGAGACACUCCUAUGUGCGAUGCGUUCACACAAAUGUUAUUAUUUCGAUGACUAAAACAGCGUCUUUGUUUUUAGGGCGUUUUAUUUUGGAUGACAAGUCUUCCUUUUGAAUAAAUAUCCAUAUCACAUGGGAAUAGUGCUGUCAUGUAUGUUAAUUUGUACUAUGGCUGAUGAUGUCAUCAAGGCGAGACCCAACCGCAUGCUGUGGUGGGCCUGCGUCUGUUGGAUGUUCAUACAGUAUUUGUUUGAUUUGUUUUGUUUUUUUUGUUAAAAUACCAGUUGAGUUGUUGACUUCAAUAAACAUGCAUUUGGGUUAA